This is a messenger RNA of Salvia hispanica, 761 nucleotides long. Its product is annotated as transcription factor bHLH47-like. Lineage: Eukaryota; Viridiplantae; Streptophyta; Magnoliopsida; Lamiales; Lamiaceae. The record is from RefSeq and is a predicted model, not a curated record.
AGCAGACGCUGUAAUCUCAGAACCCGGUAGUAAUUUCUCGGAUCUCACCAAUUUUGGCAAAAUUAUCAGCGGCUCCAGCAAAUCCUUAUACCAGAAAUUUUGAGAUUUUGCAGCACGAGCUCCUCCUUCGCGGCUGUAAUUUGAGCGAUCCGACCACCGAAGAUGUGGAUCAUCAGAACAACGGCAAGGCAUCUAUGCUGAGAGAGAUGAUCCGUCUCCUCGGCGAAUUGGUUACUCAGAUGGACAGCCUGAAAAAGGAGAAUGCAACUCUCUUAUCGGAAUAUAAUUAUAUCACAGCUGAGAAGAAUGACCCCGUCGAGGAAGCUUCUGGUUUAGAUGCUCAAGUGAAGGGGCUGAAGAGAGAAAUAGACGAGAGGGCUAUCUGUUCAAACGCACAUGUUUCUCAACCAUCGACAGCACAGUUACCCGAAGGCCAUGUUGCAAUGCCACUCAUCGGGCAUGCCUCAGAGGCGGCAGCCCCUGUCGUUGGUCCUGUGCUGGUCGUGCCAUUGCAUCACAAGCCACAACUCCAAGGCUUCGGUAACUCCUUCCCAGGUAUGGAUGGGCCUAAGGUUCCCUCUGGUGUGAGCAAACCGCGAGCACGUUACCCUUUGUCGUCUGAUUCUUGGCCUUCUCAUAUUCUCACCAAGUAGUGUAGAAUGGAAUGGUUAAAUACGUAGAGAGUUAGUCAAGCAGCUUUAGUGCUGAAAUGAGGAUCAAAUGGAGCAUUUUGAUGUUUGAGUUAGAAUUCGAUUUUCUUU